This is a messenger RNA of Boeremia exigua, 1014 nucleotides long. RefSeq lists its product as uncharacterized. NCBI's taxonomy places the organism in Eukaryota, Fungi, Ascomycota, Dothideomycetes, Pleosporales, Didymellaceae. The transcript has 7 exons. The record is from RefSeq and is a predicted model, not a curated record. Bases 1 to 1014 code for a protein of 337 amino acids.
AUGAUAGAUCUCAGCAAGCCCAUUGUACCUGCACCGGAUGGCUACGUUGUGGAUCUGCAGCACCCGCAACGACGUGGUGAGGCCAUCAUCACUUGGGUAGGAAUCGUGGGCAUGGUUAUCGCUACAAUCCUACUAAUGAUACGAGCGUACACGAAGAUCAUGCUUGUCAAGAAGUUGAGCUCGGAUGAUUGGUGCCUUUUACUCGCGUGGAUAUUUUCCAUACCUGUUCAAUCUCUUAUUGUUUACAGAGCACCUGCCGGUUUGAUCGGGAUACAUGCCUGGGAGCUCACUGGCAAUCAACUCAACACUAUCGCCCGGAUCACCCUGACAACGACAGUACUCUACUCGCCCGCUCUCGCUUUCGCCAAAUUAUCAUUCCUAUGUUUCUACCUGAACCUGAACCCUGCAACGGGAUUCCGUACUGCUGUUUACAUCACCAGUCUGGUUGUCAUCGGAUCUUGUGUUGGGGUUGUCGUAUCUCUGCUUGCAGCAUGCAACCCCUUCAAGAGGAAUAUCGACGUCACUGUCAAGGAGGGGCAAUGUCUGAAUAAAGCAGCACUAUACAUCGCUACCGGAGCACUCAACAUGAUUACGGACAUCAUGGUGAUAAUUCUGCCGAUUCCCAUGGUCAUGGGAUUACAGACAUCGAAAUCGCGAAAAGUCAUGCUGGUCCUGCUUUUCAGUGUCGGUCUCAUUACAUGCAUUACUAGUGCUGUGCGUGUUGCACUGCUCCCUCCUAUGUUGACUUCGAAAGAUUCGUCAUGGGAUACUGUCUACCCCAGUCUGUGGAUUCUGAUUGAAGCCAGCCUGAUCAUCAUCACAAGUACGCUCCCGACUAUGCGACUGUUCUUGCACCACGUGGCACCAACUCUUGUCGGUGAAACUGAAGCCACACAACCAUCAGGCACCCGUCAAGGGGCCGGCUGGGAAUUACAAAAUCGAGAAACGCACGAUCCCUACGAGAUCGAGGAUGGAUCAUCUGAGAGGGAAAUAUUCCCUAAAAAAAGCGAUUGA